Hibiscus syriacus is the source of this 567-nucleotide messenger RNA. RefSeq names its product zinc finger protein GIS3-like. NCBI's taxonomy places the organism in Eukaryota, Viridiplantae, Streptophyta, Magnoliopsida, Malvales, Malvaceae. Bases 1 to 567 code for a protein of 188 amino acids. Gene Ontology annotation, biological process: cytokinin-activated signaling pathway; gibberellic acid mediated signaling pathway; trichome differentiation. Gene Ontology annotation, molecular function: DNA-binding transcription factor activity; transcription cis-regulatory region binding. The transcript has a single exon. Gene Ontology annotation, cellular component: nucleus. The record is from RefSeq and is a predicted model, not a curated record.
AUGGCAGAGAGCUCCAUCCCAACCAGUUCAUCUUCAGCUGAUAUGGCACCAGGUAAACAAUCACCACUUAAACUAUUCGGUUUUUCACUUAUGGAGCAAGGGGAAGUUUUCGAGAAGCCCGAAGAUUUCGAAGAAAACAAGAAAUUCGAGUGUCCAUUUUGCAACCGAGUAUUUGCCAAUUCUCAAGCAUUAGGGGGGCAUCAAAAUGCGCACAAGAGAGAGCGACAAAGGGCUAGGCAAGCCCAGUUUCACAGCCAUCAACGGUUCAAAGCAGCUGCUGCGCCUGUUUUGCGCCCUCAUGCGGUAAGGUCGAUGGCGCCGAGGUUUCCUACAGGAUUCACCAGCAGCAGUGCUGGUAAAUUUGUGCCACAACGGUCUGCUGGUCAUUGUCCAUCACGUCCACUGCUGCUUCCCUCGACUCCUAAUCGGUACCCUCCUCAAAUUUAUGUAGUGCAGCCGCUGAAUUUUACCGCAGCAGCCUCGGAAUUUAGUCGAGUUCCUAGCAAAUUGCCAAAGGCGGAGAUGGGCAUUGAUCUUCAUCUUAAACUCUCCCCUUCAGGUUGUUAG